This is a messenger RNA of Sphaeramia orbicularis (orbiculate cardinalfish), 1656 nucleotides long. RefSeq names its product CDP-L-ribitol pyrophosphorylase A (gene crppa). Gene Ontology annotation, cellular component: cytosol. The transcript is spliced from 10 exons. Gene Ontology annotation, molecular function: D-ribitol-5-phosphate cytidylyltransferase activity. The coding region runs from base 134 to 1471 and encodes 445 amino acids. The record is from RefSeq and is a predicted model, not a curated record. Gene Ontology annotation, biological process: isoprenoid biosynthetic process; protein O-linked glycosylation via mannose. Lineage: Eukaryota; Metazoa; Chordata; Actinopteri; Kurtiformes; Apogonidae.
AUGCUAUCCCGAUUUCCUUGAUAACAUUAUUUCCUUAAAUCCCAUCACGUUGCCGCGUAUUUACACACCGCCCAUUUUCUGACAAUGGCCACUUUUAGGAAGUGACCUGCCUUGAUCUGCUAUCCCCGCAGUGAUGGAGAUGAACCAAAACAUCACAGACGAUGUUGUUAAGUGCGCCACGGACAGGGCCGCCGAUCCUGGGAUUUUCCCAGCUUGCAAGGCCGGGAAGAGCGAGUAUACGGCAUCGGAACGCAGCAGCAGGGGCGGCGUGGACUUCCCGGUGUCUGUAGUUCUUCCAGCCGGCGGUACCGGGGAGAGAACCGGGCUACGUACACCCAAACAGUUCUGCACGUUUCUGGGCAGGCCGCUAAUAAGCUACACUAUCCAUGCUUUUGAGAGGGUGUCAUGGAUCCAGAGAAUCAUGGUCGUGGUUGCCAAAGAAAACACAGAGCUGAUGACAGACAUCAUCCAGCGCUACCAACACACAAAGGUUCAAACUGUGCCAGGUGGUUCCACUCGUCACAGGUCCAUAUGCAAUGGGGUUCUGGCUCUGGGGGAGGAUGGGGAGGACAAGAGGCCUGAGGUCGUCAUCAUCCACGAUGCAGUGCGGCCUUUUGUGGAGGAGGACUUCUUGUACAAGAUAGUCAUGACUGCCAAAGAACAAGGGGCAGUGGGCGCGAUCCGGCCUCUGGUGUCCACAGUUAUAGCCACCACUUCAGAGGGCUACCUGGAUCAUACUCUGGAACGAGCCAAAUACAGAGCCAGUGAGAUGCCACAAGGGUUCACUUAUGACAUCAUCUAUCAAGCCUAUAAAAGGUGCAGCGAAUCAGACUUGGAAUUUGGCACAGAGUGUCUCCAUCUAGCCCUGCAGUACUGUGGCACCAAUGCCAAGCUCAUUGAGGGUCCACCAACACUGUGGAAGGUAACCUAUAAACGGGAUUUGGCUGCUGCAGAGUUCAUUAUCAAAGAGACUCUAUCGCAGUCAGCCUGCGUCAUCACUGGCCCAUCUCUUCAUGCAGUGACACUGGCAGGUGCUCUUUGGAAGGCUUUUGGCACUUUCGGCAUGGAGUUGGACGUCGUCCCAGACCUAUUGGGAAACAACAGCAACUUUCUGCUAAAGGAGAACAACUUCAUCCAGCUUUCCGUUAACAGCUCCCUGUCUGAAGUUGAGGCCAUACUCUGGGCUUUGGAAUCGAGUCGAGUGCUGCUUAACUCAGUGGUUGUUAUUUGGGUGCAUUUGAGAGGUUUGGACGGGCUGGCCAUCAGCGGGACGAUGACGGAGCCAGCACCGCUCAUCAUGGAACUGGCCUCAGCAGCCAAGCCCAGAAAUGUUCUCCUCUUUGGCAUCCAGCUUCAUCAACCAAAUGACUUAGAGCAGUGGGAGAGGUCGGCGUUAAGGGUCGCUGAGAUCACAUCGGCCCUGAUCCGGGAGAGGAAUCCUGCCCUGGUGGGACAGCUUCUGCAGGCAUGAGAGGAAGCAGCACCAAUAAAAAAAAAGAAACAGUCCCUGCACCUUGACUCCAGAGACCUGCUGGAAAACAGAGUUUUUUCCUCCUCAAGUUUCCAGCUUUUUAUCAAUAAUAGCAAGAACAUGGAGCUGCCCAGUGGUUUUAUAAAAAACUGCUAACAGAUACAGUAUGUAACAUAAGUGGAAGA